Messenger RNA from Cherax quadricarinatus, 2195 nucleotides. RefSeq lists its product as uncharacterized. Gene Ontology annotation, cellular component: plasma membrane. Gene Ontology annotation, molecular function: potassium ion leak channel activity; outward rectifier potassium channel activity. NCBI's taxonomy places the organism in Eukaryota, Metazoa, Arthropoda, Malacostraca, Decapoda, Parastacidae. The record is from RefSeq and is a predicted model, not a curated record. Gene Ontology annotation, biological process: potassium ion transmembrane transport; stabilization of membrane potential.
GUAAGCCAGCGGUCGCUGCUGCUGUGGUCUGCCAUAGUGAACACAGACCACUGCCUCCGACACGGGUAAGCCAGUGGUCGCUCCUGCUGUGGUCUGCCAUAGUGAACAUAGACCACUACCUCAGCACUGCAUUUCAGCACGGGGACCAGCGGUCGCUGCUACUACUGUGACAACCACAUCCUUUAUUCAGCACUGUUCCCCACGGCGUCACCUGCCUUAUGAUGGACAAGUGUAGCUGGAGUGGGUUCGAACGCGGGGUGAAACUGGUUAUUAUUGUCUUCAGCCACGUAGGUCUGUGCGCCUUCGUGGCCGGGUACUCAGUGGCCGGCGCCUUCCUCUUCAGGGAGCUGGAACAGAAGUAUGUGGAGGCCCACUAUGAACCCCUGCAACACCGCACAGCUUACUUGCAAGACUUCUUCAACAUCACCGAGCGGGCGGGGCAGGAACUAAGCUCCCAAGACUGGAGGGAGAUCUUCAAUUCCUCGCGGUGGAGGGAGGAGGUCAUGGACCGCCUGGCGGAGUUCGAAGCUCAGCUGGUGACGGCGGUGAGUAACCAGCUGUACGACCAGGGCCCCGACAAGCAGCGCGAGAAGUGGAACGUUAUCGGUUCCCUCUUUUACUGCGUCACCGUCAUCACUACCAUAGGCUAUGGGCAUGUGUCGCCCAGGACGUGGGUGGGCAAGAUGAUGACCAUCGUGUAUGCUAUUAUUGGCAUUCCACUCAUGCUACUUUGUCUCUCCAACAUAGGGGACUCCAUGGCCACCUCCUUCAGGUUCGUGUAUCGUCGAGUGUGUUGUGUGUGCUGCUGUCGCGGCCAGCAAGACCAGGACGACCCAGGCUCCUCCUCCACCCUACAGACUCCAAAUGGGUCAGCAGAGCCUGUGAGUCCCGCACCCUACACUCCACCACCGAGGUACAAACCCAGCAGGCGCAACAUGCUCAUUUCUCCUCCCAUCUCCGCCACCAUACACCGAGGUUCAGACAACCCGUUCGAGCCUUCCUCUCUAACAGAGCCCUCCAACUCCUCGUCGAAGACUUCCACGCCAAGAUAUCCCCGUCCCUCGCACACCCACCUGACUCUCCCUGACGCAGAGGCUAACCGCAUUGUGGCAGAGUGUGCAGCUUACACCAAUACCAGUGUACCAGGUCUGGUCAUCAAUUCCCUCGUGGGGUCCAACAAUGACUGCCACGAUUAUGACAUGGUGACGCCUAACUCUCUGCUUUCACCCACUAUGACCACCCCUCACACACCUGACAUGUCAGCACCCUCGUCGCCUCUCAGUCAAGACUCACCUUCAGAGUGGAUGGUUCGGAAGGAAAACGGCUGCCCUCACAUAGUGAUCGAACAUGACAAUGAACUGCCUCCGUCUAAUUACUCGACAAGAACCGGCUCUCCUGUACUCACUGCCUCGACACAUCAUGCUUCCUGUACGUCCCUAGCUGCCAGCUGCCCUUGGCCAAGACAAGACUCUAGUCCAUUUAAUGGAGGUCUGGUGCCUUACGGAAGCGAGGCAGAUGAUUCAUGUGUCCGUAUCAGAGAGAGACCUCCUCACUCCCCAGGUAAAACAUUAGUUGUGUAUAACACACUAUCCGGAGACGCUCUGCUGGAGCAAAGUAAAGUUGCGCGUAAGAUGGCGCUCAUGAAUAAAGGUGGAUUCAGUCAGUUCCGUGGGGAUGCCACUACAGUCUUUACUGACCCUAUCUCUGGGCAGGCAGUUAAUGGGGACAUGCUUGGGCUCAGCUACAGACCAAUACCGCCAGAUACGUCAGACGCUGAUAAUCGUGUGCCCAUCCCUAUCGUUUUAGCUUUUGUUGCAUCCUACAUUGGAGUGGGAUCUCUGCUGUUUGGAUGGCUGGAAGACUGGUCACUUCUUGAUGCUGGUUACUUCUGCUUCAUCACUCUCUCCACCAUAGGUUUUGGCGACUUUGUGCCUGGCAAGUCACUCGGCUAUGAAACACAAGAAGCUCAAAUCAAGCUAGUAACUGGAUCGCUUUAUUUGAUAUUUGGUCUGGCUGUUCUAGCCAUGUCCUUUAACCUGGUGCAAGAGGAAGUCGUCAUAAAAUGUAAAGCAUUUGCUCUCUGGAUAGGACUAAUGAAGGAAUAGUUAAUUCACGUUUGUAAACAUUCACCAAAGAUUCCUAAUUUUUUUUUACAUAAAUUUCCAAACAUUACCCAAAUAAAUAAAAUAAGGAUA